Molecule: messenger RNA, 1122 nt
Organism: Raphanus sativus (radish)
Lineage: Eukaryota; Viridiplantae; Streptophyta; Magnoliopsida; Brassicales; Brassicaceae
Product: secretory carrier-associated membrane protein 1
Exons: 12
Coding region: 107-919 (270 amino acids)
Biological process (GO): protein transport
Cellular component (GO): trans-Golgi network membrane; recycling endosome membrane
Source: RefSeq, a predicted model, not a curated record
CACGUCCUAAAGACACUUAGGAGAGAAGAAACUAAAAAAAAAAAGGCAACGCAUCAGAUCACCCUUUCUUCUUCUUUAGAUUGGAUCUGCCGAGUACGGUGGUGCAAUGUCUAGCUACCAGUCUCCUUCCUUUGACGACGGCGGGGAGGUUAAUCCUUUUGCGAAUCCUUCAACUGUUCCUGCUGCGUAUGAGCACACCACUGAUAUUCCUCUAGACUCUCGGAAGGAUCUGAAAGCUAAGGAGAAGGAACUCCAGGCAAAAGAAGCUGAUUUGAAGAGGCGAGAGCAGGAACUCAAGCGGAAAGAGGAUGCUAUAGCACAGGCCGGGAUUGUGAUAGAAGACAAAAACUGGCCACCGUUUCUUCCUCUCAUCCAUCAUGACAUUUCGAAUGAGAUUCCCAUCCAUCUCCAGAGAAUCCAAUAUGUUGCAUUCACAUCGUUUCUGGGUCUUGUGGUGUGCCUGUUAUGGAACAUUGUUGCAGUCACCACCGCGUGGAUUAAGGGAGAAGGUCCAACCAUAUGGUUUCUAGCUAUUAUCUAUUUCAUAUCGGGGGUUCCUGGAGCGUAUGUUAUGUGGUAUAGACCUCUUUAUCGUGCCAUGAGGACUGAUAGUGCUCUCAAGUUUGGGUGGUUUUUCUUAACAUAUCUGUUUCACAUAGGGUUUUGUGUAUUCGCGGCGGUGGCUCCUCCAAUUAUCUUCAAGGGGAAGUCGCUGACGGGAAUAUUACCGGCGAUUGACGUGUUGAGCGGGAACAUAUUAGUUGGGAUAUUCUACUUCAUUGGGUUUGGAUUCUUUUGCCUGGAGUCACUCGUGAGCAUCUGGGUUAUUCAGCAAGUAUACAUGUACUUCAGAGGGAGCGGUAAAGCAGCAGAGAUGAAGCAGGAGGCAACAAGACGAGCAAUGAUGGCAGCUCUCUGACCACACACUCCCUUGAGUCUUAACCAUGAAGAUACCAUACAGACAGAUCCUCUCCUUUUCACUCUUCUUUUGCUUCAUUUAACUAAAUGUAACCAAAACUUCUUGAUUUCUUUUUAACCAUCAUCUUUGAAAGGAGCCCCAAAAUACUGAUUUCAUAACUACGCAACGUAUGGGUAACCUUACUACAAGGAUAGGUUAUCAUA